AUGGACUCACAAAUCACACAAGUCUUCCAGAGAGAAUUCACCUGUACUGUCUGCCUGAAUUACCUUAUAGACCCAGUCACCAUACGCUGUGGGCACAGCUUUUGUAGGCCCUGUCUCUGCCUCUUCUGGGAAGAAGCCUACACUCAUGGCUCUUGCCCAGAAUUUAGGAAACCAUCACAGCAGAAAGAUUUCAAAACCAAUAUUUUUCUGAAGAAUCUAGGGUCCAUUGCCAGAAAAGUUAGCCUCUUGCAAGUCCUGAGCUCUGAGGAACAAAUGUGUGGGACCCACAAGGAGAAGAAGAUGUUCUGUGAAGUGGACAAGAGCCUGCUCUGUUUGCUCUGCUCUAAUUCCCAGGACCAUGGGGUUCACAGACACUGUCCCACUGAAGUGGCAUCUGGGGACCACCGGGAGGAGAACUUAAAGCAAAUGAAUUCUUUAUGGAAAAAGAUCCAAGAAAAUCAUAGAGAUCUACAUGAGGAGAGGAGAAUAAUCCUCCUGUGGGUGGACUAUGUGGAUCUAUGGGCAAAGAUGAUUGGGGAUGAGUAUAGUAAGCUGCCUCCAGCUCUCCAAGAGGAAGAAAAACAACAUAUAGAGAGACUGAAACAGGAAAGCCAAGAGAUUUUUCAGCAACUUAACACAAGUGAAGCCAAAAUGGAUGAAAAGAGGAAACAACUAAAAAAAACAUAUAGGACACUGAUGGAAAUGUGUCAUAAACCAGAUGUGGAACUGCUCCAGGAUUUGGGAGCAAUACUGACAAGCAGUGAGUCCGUGCACAAGCACAUGCCCCAGCCUGUGAAUCCAGAGCUCAGUGCAUUUCCCAUCACUGGACUGGUGGACAGGCUCAGCUGCUUCUGAGUGGAGAUUUACUUCCACAGUGAAAUAACCAAUCACGAUAUCAGGCUGUUUGAUGAUGUGAGAAGCUUGAUAUUUAGACCUGAUUAUCAAGAUGCAUCUUUGAAUACUGAUGGCUCUAACUACUUUGCUAUGAGGGGAGUCCAGGGCUUCACCUCUGGGAGACACUACUGGGAGCUGGAUGUAGACAACUCUAGAGAUUGGGCUCUAGGAGUCUGUAAAGAUUCCUGGAUAAAGAAGAAUGGCACAUUGUUGAAAUCUAAGGACAUAUUUCUACUUUUAUGUGUGAAGGAGGAUAAUCACAACACUCUCUUCACCACCUCCCCCAUGGUUCCUCACUAUGUCGAGAAACCUCUGGGCCGGGUUGGUGUGUUUCUUGAUUUGGAGAGUGGAAGUGUGAGUUUUUUGAACAUUGCAAAGAGUUCCCUCAUAUGGAAAUACCCUGCUGGCUCCUUCUCUUUCCCUGUCAGGCCCUUCUUUCUCAUUGGCCACAGAUGA
Molecule: messenger RNA, 1350 nt
Organism: Propithecus coquereli (Coquerel's sifaka)
Lineage: Eukaryota; Metazoa; Chordata; Mammalia; Primates; Indriidae
Product: tripartite motif-containing protein 43-like
Exons: 6
Molecular function (GO): zinc ion binding; protein binding
Source: RefSeq, a predicted model, not a curated record